Coniophora puteana RWD-64-598 SS2 is the source of this 1131-nucleotide messenger RNA. RefSeq names its product DUF1771-domain-containing protein. The coding region runs from base 146 to 940 and encodes 264 amino acids. The record is from RefSeq and is a predicted model, not a curated record. The transcript has 8 exons. Lineage: Eukaryota; Fungi; Basidiomycota; Agaricomycetes; Boletales; Coniophoraceae.
CUGUGUGCACAGCACCUCGGUACAAAGGAGGUUUGUAGACCACGAGGCAACGAGGCGCUGGGGCGGGUGGUUGCCUCGAGGCGUGCUCAGCAGCGGUCUUAACAACCGCCCGACAGCAAAAGCCUACCCAUAAGUAAAGUACAGUAUGCCAGGCUUCGGAGACUUCAUCAUCGGCCUAAUCCAGGCGCUCUGUGGAGGCCAAUCGUCGAAAGACCAGGCUCAGCAGAUUGACCAGCCUUACCAGGGCCGGCCUUCGGCUCCGGGCUAUACUGCGUAUCCUCCCCCGCAAGCGUCUCAGGCCGAGGCGCCACGACCUCCCGCCGAGGAGGAGAAACCCAAGCCACACCACAAGAAGAAGCACGAGAAGAAACCAUCCAAGCCAUCCCCGGAGCCUGUCCAACAGGCGCCAUUCGAGUCGCAUGUCAUCCCACCUGAGAAGCAUCACUCUGGGGACCCGAACCAGGUCAACCAACACAAUGAACACUACAUGUCGCUGCGUGCGCAGGCGAACGAGGCAGGCGACAAGAUGUCCAAGUGCUUCCAGGAGAGCCACGAAGCGUACUCGAACGGUAACGGCGCGCGCGCGAAGGAGCUCUCCAACGAAGGCAAGCGCAACGAGGCGGAGAUGCAGCGGUUGAACAAGGAAGCCAGCGAGUGGAUCUUCCAAGCCAACAACACGGAUAGCCAGCCCGGUGAGGUCGACUUGCACGGUCUCUACGUCAAGGAGGCGAUUUCCUUCUCGGACAAGGCCAUCAAGGACGCGCGUGCGCGCGGUGACGCUGAGAUUCGUCUUAUCGUUGGCAAGGGUCUUCACUCUGAAGGUCACGUCGCCAAGAUCAAGCCCGCGCUUGAGGAGUUGAUGAAACAGCACAACGUCCCCACCGAGGUCGACCCCAAAAACGCGGGGGUGCUUAUCGUUCACCUCGAUUUGUCGCGGUGAUGUAACGGUCGUGACUGAAACAACCAAUGAAGUCGAGGGUGUUUAUACCUGAAGGACGUGCUUGUAUACCAUUGCUUAUCUAUACGUUGUAUUGUGUCGUUUACGCUCAGGUGCUUAGCGAACAUCCGCGGCCCCGAGAUAUCGAGUAUUUACGAUUGCGCGGCUACCACGACGCGUUGUCUCAAUUGAAC